CACUGUAGCAUCGGCGGCAGCGCUGGCAAGGGAGUUAGCUUCACGCAGCCGCAUUGCUUUAUAGCAUUUUCCGCGUUAUAUGUUUUUAUAUUUUAUUGUAAACCCAGGCGUAAUAGUUAGCUUUGUUAAAGAGAAGAAUAAGUCGCCGAGCUGAAGCGAUGACAGGCUCAAACGAGUACAAGCUGAACCAGGGACCAGAGGACAGCAUCUCUGCUGUCAAGUUCAGUUCCAGCACAGCCCAGUUCCUGCUGGUCUCCUCCUGGGACUGCACUGUCCGCCUCUAUGAUGUCGCAAGCAACACCAUGCGGAUGAAGUACCAGCACACAGCUCCAGUUCUUGACUGUGCCUUUUAUGACCCAACACAUUCUUGGAGUGGAGGGUUAGAUGCACAAUUAAAAACCCACGAUUUGAAUACAGACCAAGAUACAAUAGUCGGGACACACGAUGCCCCCAUUCGUUGUGUGGAAUACUGUCCAGAGGUUAAUGUCAUGGUAACGGGUAGCUGGGACAGAUCAGUGCGGCUGUGGGACCCAAGGACGCCCUGCAACGCUGGCACCUUCACUCAGCCUGAGAAGGUGUAUACGCUCUCUGUGGCUGGAGAUAGGCUGAUCGUUGGCACAGCUGGAAGACGAGUCCUGGUGUGGGAUUUGAGGAACAUGGGCUACGUACAGCAAAGAAGAGAGUCCAGUCUCAAGUAUCAGACUCGCUGCAUUAGAGCUUUCCCCAACAAACAGGGCUACGUCUUGAGUUCAAUCGAGGGACGUGUAGCUGUGGAGUACCUGGACCCGAGCCUAGAGUUUCAAAAGAAGAAGUACGCCUUCAAGUGCCACAGGCUGAAGGAGGAUGGAAUUGAGCAUGUCUACCCUGUCAAUGCCAUCUCAUUUCACAGCGUUCAUAACACCUUUGCCACAGGUGGCUCGGACGGCUUUGUGAACAUCUGGGACCCAUUCAACAAGAAGCGCCUGUGUCAGUUCCACAGGUACCCGACCAGCAUAGCCUCACUGGCCUUCAAUAACGACGGCACCUUGCUCGCAAUCGCCUCCUCCUACAUGCACGAGAUGGGAGACAUUAACCACCCAGAGGACGCCAUCUUCAUCCGCCAAGUCACAGAUGCCGAGACCAAGCCCAAGUCAACCUAAGUCUGCCGUGGAAUGGUUCCCUCUGCGUAUGAAGCUUUUAUCACAUUUGGGUUAUCUGCUGGCAUCCAGUGUACCAUACCAUAUUGUUUCCUGUCAUUUCUUUUUUCUAUUCCAAUACAACAGUUUUUAUUUCUUGUAAGUAGUAUUUGUGAAAACUUUUCUUCUCUUUUCUGGCUCUUGUUAAAUAUUUCAUUGUUUUGUGGAUGUUCUUACAACCAACUAUUGUUUUUCUUGACUAAAACUGAUUUAUAUACACCCUGA
Molecule: messenger RNA, 1400 nt
Organism: Morone saxatilis (striped sea-bass)
Lineage: Eukaryota; Metazoa; Chordata; Actinopteri; Moronidae
Gene: bub3
Product: BUB3 mitotic checkpoint protein
Exons: 8
Coding region: 159-1139 (326 amino acids)
Biological process (GO): mitotic spindle assembly checkpoint signaling
Cellular component (GO): mitotic checkpoint complex; bub1-bub3 complex; kinetochore
Molecular function (GO): ubiquitin binding
Source: RefSeq, a predicted model, not a curated record